This is a messenger RNA of Scophthalmus maximus (turbot), 6832 nucleotides long. It is a transcript of the gene smarca2, whose product is annotated as SWI/SNF related, matrix associated, actin dependent regulator of chromatin, subfamily a, member 2. Gene Ontology annotation, cellular component: nucleus. Gene Ontology annotation, molecular function: DNA binding; ATP-dependent chromatin remodeler activity; histone binding. Gene Ontology annotation, biological process: positive regulation of transcription by RNA polymerase II. The coding region runs from base 180 to 5003 and encodes 1607 amino acids. NCBI's taxonomy places the organism in Eukaryota, Metazoa, Chordata, Actinopteri, Pleuronectiformes, Scophthalmidae. The record is from RefSeq and is a predicted model, not a curated record. The transcript has 34 exons.
CGCCGAAAAAACUUCAGCGCGUCAGCAAAAACAACACGGAGAGAGGGAGUGAACUUAUGAGUGUGUGGAUGGUGGCAGUCAUAUUUUGAAGAAAACAUAAUAAUAAUUUUCCACCUACCCCCUGUGAGCCGUUUCAAUUCAGCCGAGAGCUGUCUGGCGUCUCUCCGGCAGUUCAGUAGAUGUCCACCCCCUCAGACACGCCAGGUGGUAUGUCCCAUCCUGGCCCUUCCCCGGGCGCGGGUCUCUCCCCGGGGCCCAUCUUGGGCCCCAGCCCUGGACCGGACCCUUCACCGGGCUCUGUCCACAGCAUGAUGGGACCCAGUCCCGGACCUGGAACACCCAAUGCACCUCACGGCAUGCAGGGCCAAGGCCAGGGCGAAUACUCUCAGGACGGCAUGUAUCCUAUGCACAAGCCCAUGGAGGGGAUGAGUGACAAGACGAUGGCAGACGCAAUGCACUUUGGUCAUAUGAAGGGUGUGGGGAUGAGAUCUCUGCACAGCGGGAUGGGGCCUCCACAGAGUCCCAUGGACCAGCACAGCCAAGGAUACAUGUCGCCCCAUCCGUCCCCCAUGGGUGUCCACGAGCAUGCUUCCAGCCCCAUGUCUGGAGGCGGAGGUGGGGGACCCACGCCGCCCCACAUGCCUCCCACACAGUCGGGCCCCAUGAUGCCCAUGGAUCCCCAGGUGGGCAUGGCCAACAUGUCGAGCAUGAGCCAACCGGGGCGAGGACCCUCUGCUUUCAGCCCCGUCCAGCUGCAGCAGCUCAGAGCGCAGAUCCUGGCCUACAAGAUCCUGGGCCGGGGGCAACCGCUGCCCGAAAACCUCCAGCUGGCUGUGCAGGGCAAGAGGAGCCUACCCACAAUGCAACAGCAGCCGCCGCAGCAACAACAACAGCAACAACAGCAACAACAGCCACAGCAGCCUGCACCCAGUGCUAGUCCUUACAACAGGCCUCCAGGGAUGGCAAUGGCACCUUUAGGUGGACCCCAGUCAAGUCCCUGCCCGACCCCAGCUAUGCAAGGACACAAUCAAAGCACAGCACCCAAGCCUUGGUCCGAUGGUCAGGGCGGUGAAAAUCAAGCCAGCGCUCAGAAACACCUCACCCCUGCCUCCAGUGGACGCCCGUCUCCCGCACCCCCGCAGGCCACAGCUGUACCGCCGGGGCCCUUGCCGGGCGGCUCGGUGGCCCCACAGCCUCCUGGACAACAGGUGUCCCCCAUGCUGCAGAUGCAGCAGAAGCAGAACCGGGUCACGCCGAUCCAGAAGCCCCAAGGCUUGGACCCAGUGGGAAUCCUUCAGGAGCGAGAGUACAGAUUGCAGGCUCGGAUCGCUCAUCGUAUCCAGGAGCUGGAGAGUCUGCCGGGCUCCCUGCCCCCCGACCUGAGGACUAAAGCCACGGUGGAGCUCAAAGCGCUGCGUCUGCUCAACUUCCAGCGGCAGCUGAGGCAGGACGUGGUGGCGUGCAUGCGGCGGGACACGACCCUGGAGACCGCCCUCAACUCAAAGGCCUACCGACGCAGCAAGCGGCAGACGCUGAGGGAGGCGCGCAUGACCGAGAAGCUGGAGAAGCAGCAGAAGCUGGAGCAGGAAAAGAAGCGCAGGCAGAAACAUCAGGAAUAUCUCAACAGCAUCCUUCAGCAUGCAAAGGACUUCAAAGAGUACCACCGCUCGGUGUCCGGUAAGACCCAGAAGCUCACCAGAGCCGUCGCCAACUGGCACACCAACACGGAGCGGGAGCAGAAGAAGGAGACGGAGAGAAUCGAGAAGGAGAGGAUGAGGAGGCUGAUGGCGGAAGACGAGGAAGGCUACAGAAAGCUCAUCGACCAGAAGAAGGACAAGCGCCUGGCCUACUUGCUGCAGCAGACGGACGAAUACGUGGCCAACCUCACCACGCUCGUGUACGAGCACAAAGCAGCCCAGGCUGCCAAGGAGAAGAAGAAGAAGAAGAAGAAAAAGAAGAAGGUGGACGGAGACGGCGAAGGCACCAGCGCCAUUGGACCUGACGGAGAGCCUAUGGACGAGAGCAGCCAGAUGAGUGAGCUGCCAGUCAAAGUGAUUCAGACGGAGACCGGGAAAGUUCUGCAGGGGACGGAAGCUCCCAAAUCCAGCCAGCUGGAGGCCUGGCUCGAGAUGAACCCUGGGUACGAAGUAGCCCCGCGGUCAGACAGCGAGGAGAGCAGCUCCGAGUUUGAGGAGGAGGAGGACGACGAGGCGGCCAAGGCUGAGCAAGAGGAGACGAAGAUAAUCGAUCCCAAUGGAAACAAAGUGUCUGUGAAGGCUGCGCAGCACAUCAUCGAGUCUGUCAAGCAGGACGUGGACGAUGAAUACAGCGUUCCCACUGGAGAGACCAGUGAAACCCACUCUUACUACGGCGUGGCCCACGCCGUCAUCGAGAGAGUGGAGAAGCAGUCGUCCCUGCUGAUUAACGGCAUGCUCAAACAUUACCAGGUCCAGGGGCUGGAGUGGAUGGUCUCCCUGUACAACAACAAUCUCAACGGCAUCCUGGCUGACGAGAUGGGCCUCGGCAAAACCAUCCAGACCAUCGCCCUCAUCACCUACCUGAUGGAGAUGAAGAGGCUCAACGGGCCCUAUCUCAUCAUUGUCCCUCUCUCGACCUUGUCCAACUGGGUCUAUGAACUUGACAAGUGGGCACCGUCUGUUGUGAAGAUUUCUUACAAGGGCACCCCUGGUUUGCGCCGUGGGCUCGUACCGCAGCUCCGCAGCGGGAAGUUCAAUGUCCUGCUGACCACCUACGAGUACAUCAUUAAGGACAAGCACAUACUGGCCAAGAUUCGCUGGAAGUACAUGAUCGUGGACGAGGGUCACCGCAUGAAGAACCACCACUGCAAGUUGACCCAGGUGCUGAACACCCACUACGUGGCCCCGCGACGUCUCCUGCUCACCGGCACGCCGCUGCAGAACAAACUCCCCGAGCUGUGGGCUCUGCUCAACUUCCUGCUGCCCACCAUCUUCAAGAGCUGCAGCACCUUCGAGCAGUGGUUCAACGCACCGUUCGCCAUGACAGGAGAGAGGGUUGACCUAAACGAGGAGGAGACCAUCCUGAUCAUUCGGCGUCUGCACAAGGUGCUCCGCCCCUUCCUGCUGCGCAGACUGAAGAAGGAGGUGGAGUCGCAGCUGCCAGAGAAGGUGGAGUAUGUCAUCAAAUGUGACAUGUCUGCCAUACAGAAGGUUUUGUAUCGCCACAUGCAGAAGGGCAUCCUCCUCACCGACGGCUCGGAGAAAGACAAGAAGGGCAAAGGAGGCGCGAAGACCCUGAUGAACACCAUCAUGCAGCUGAAGAAGAUCUGCAACCACCCGUACAUGUUCCAGCACAUUGAGGAAUCUUUUGCUGAGCACUUGGGAUAUCCAAACGGCAUAAUCAGCGGGCCCGAUCUGUAUCGAGCUUCAGGGAAGUUUGAGCUCUUGGAUCGUAUCCUGCCGAAGCUCCACGCCACCGGCCACAGAGUCCUGCUCUUCUGCCAGAUGACCACUCUCAUGACGAUCAUGGAGGACUACUUCGGCUACCGCAACUUUCUAUACUUGCGUCUCGACGGAACCACCAAGUCGGAGGACCGAGCGGCACUGCUGAAGAAAUUUAAUGAGGAAGGAUCUCAGUUCUUCAUCUUCCUGCUCAGUACACGAGCCGGUGGCCUCGGCCUGAACCUGCAGGCUGCUGACACCGUCGUCAUCUUCGACAGUGACUGGAACCCCCACCAGGACCUCCAGGCUCAGGACCGCGCCCACCGCAUCGGGCAGCAGAACGAAGUGCGCGUGCUGCGCCUGUGCUCCGUCAACAGCGUGGAGGAGAAGAUCCUGGCGGCUGCCAAGUACAAGCUGAACGUGGACCAGAAGGUGAUACAGGCGGGCAUGUUCGACCAGAAGUCCUCGGGCCACGAGCGCCGCGUCUUCCUCCAGGCCAUCUUAGAGCACGAGGAGCAGAACGAGGAGGAAGACGAGGUGCCUGACGAUGAAACCCUCAACCAGAUGAUAGCACGCAAUGAAGAUGAAUUUGAGCUCUUUAUGCGCAUGGACAUGGACAGGCGGCGGGAGGACGCCAGAAACCCGAAGCGCAAGCCCCGCCUGAUGGAGGAGGACGAGCUGCCGUCGUGGAUCAUCAAAGACGACGACGAGGUGGAGCGGCUCACGUACGAGGAGGAGAAGGAGAAGCUGUUCGGCCGAGGGUCGCGCUGCCGCCGGGACGUGGACUACAGCGACACACUGACAGAGAAGCAGUGGCUCCGGGCCAUCGAGGACGGAAACCUGGAGGAGAUGGAGGAGGAGAUCCGCCUGAAAAAGCGCAAACGCAAGCGGCGACAAGACAAGGACUCGUCGAGCAGAGACGACGGAGGCGGCGGCGGCAGCAGCAGCAAGGGCAAGAAGCGACGCGGACGUCCGCCGGCCGAGAAGCUCUCGCCCAACACCCCUAAGCUCACCAAGCAAAUGAACACCAUCAUCGACACGGUGAUCAACUACAGAGACGGGGCAGGAAGACAACUGAGCGAGGUCUUUGUCCAGCUUCCGUCCAGGAAGGAGCUCCCGGAAUAUUACGAGCUGAUCAGGAAACCUGUCGACUUCAAAAAGAUCAAGGAACGUGUGAGAAGUCAUAAAUACAGGAACAUGGGAGACCUGGAGAAGGAUGUGAUGCUGCUCUGUCACAAUGCCCAGACCUUCAACCUGGAGGGAUCCCAGGUCAGAAACCCAAUAUACGAAGACUCCAUCGUCCUUCAGUCCGUUUUCAAAAGUGCCAGGCAGAAGAUUGCCAAGGACGAAGAGAGCGACGACGACAGCGAGGAUGACGACGAGGACGACGACGAGGAUGAGUCGGAGGCCGAGGCCAAGUCGGUGCGAGUCAAGAUCAAGCUGAGCAAGGAGGGGCGGAGCCACGACAAAGGCAAGAAGAGGCAGAGCCGAGGGAAGGCCAAGCCGGUGGUCAGCGACGACGACAGCGACGAGGACCAGGACGAUAAUGAUCAGUCGGACAGGAGCAAGAGCGAUGACGAGUGAGAUGGGCAUGCGAGGAACGUGAGGAUAUUGUUUAUGGCGCUUAUAAACAAAAGGACAAUAUCUUCCAUCGGUUGUUCACUUGCAUAUUUCUCUGGGGUUUUUUUCUUUUCUUUUUUUCUAUUUUACAUCAUUUGUCCUCCUUGUCCGUCUGUAGCGCGUCGCCGUCCUUCCUCCCACCAGCUUAGAAAUGUAUUACUAAUAAUCGAUAAGCUACAGCAAUACCAAUCUGCUAAUAUUCCUGUUUUUAAGACAAUUUUGUAGUAUAUUUUUUAACUCUGCGCUUCGACUGAGAUUUCAAUUCUGUAUGAAAAAUUAGAUUUGGUUAAGCAACACGCGCUUUUUUUUGCUUUAUUUGUACUCGCUUGCAUGCACUUUUAGAAGAUUAAAUCUUAAUCUCCACGUUUAAAAAAAUAAUAAUAUGUAUAUGUAUAGCCAAGGACAUCCAAGUCAAGUUGGAGUGCCACUGGUGAAUAAAUGGCAAUCAAAUUUUUAAACUUUUUAUUGUUUCACCUUGUGAGGUGCCAAAUGUAGAGAAGAUGGUCGGCUAAACCCCGAUCACAAGAUUGUUGCUCAGCAACCGUAGCUAGGUGUCAGGCCCGUCCAGCUGUAAGCACUCGGGUUUAUUAGUUACUUCCUACAGUCGUAGCGAGAGCUGAGACGAUGAAACUAAUCAGCAGCUGUUUUGAUCAUGAAACAAAAAUUCCAGCCUCUUCAAUUAGAAGAUUGGUGCGAAAAAUUAGCUUUUUGUCUGGGGGUGAAUUGGAUACGCCACUUUAGCGUCAGGCUUUUAGCGCGAUAUCAUGUUUGUAGCCAUCAAGUCUUUAUUAAAGACCCCUUUUUAAAAAAGAUUCUCACGUUAAAAACAAAUCAUCUAUUAACUUUAGAAAGUCAGCUAGAGACGGCGAUGAAUCAAGUCAAGGAGAAAUUGUGAAAGUUUAUCUCACUAUUUUUGCUUAAUACAAGCAAAACGUUUAAUCCAUUUAUUUUUUAUGUUCUUUUUGCAGAUUGACUAAUUCAUUAAUCGGCUUAUCAUCUCAGCUCUGGACCACUUGUUUCAAUAAUUCCUCUAAAUUUCAAACGCUACAUCAGAUGUAGGUUUUAGCAAACGGUCCAGUUGUGAGACAACUGGAUUCAGAGAGUUCAGACAAAACCCCCCCAAAAGUUUUUUUGUUUUUCCUGAUGAUUCACAGAUUAAUUUGAAAUGACUAUAAAUGCCAAAUACUUCUUAAAUUGGUUCUAUUAAAAAUAAUUGUAAGCUAAAAUUAUAGAGGCGGUGCAAGCUUUGAAUUUUGUUUAUAAUAAUUUUUUUUCUCCGCACAGAAAGGCAUUUUUUUCUGCAGAUUCACGUUGUAACAUCUUGUUUUGUUAAAAACUAUAUUCAUUAAGCAUCGAUCGCCGCAGUAAAUGUGUGAUUACAUGUUACGUGACGAAGUCCCGUCGCAGCAAACAGAUUUUUAGGUCUCAUGGAUUUUCUUUUUGUGAUUAUAAAAAAAAAAACGGUAGACAAAAUGAAACAGUAUUAAGGAUUUUUUAAAGAAAAAUCAUUGAAUAUAACGGUAUAUUUUAAACAAUGUAUUGAUUUAUACAUUUGGAUUGAUGUGUUUGUGUUGCCCGUGUGUUUUCGUUUUUGAGCCUUCACUCGUACGUCGUCUGUUGCAUGAACUCUUUUGGCUGUAAACCGUGUACAUGCAGAUAUAUCAGUUGUGUUCAUGUGCUUUGCCGACUCUCCGUAAGUGUGACUUCAUCUUUGCUUUCUUUGCACAGUGUCUUUGUGGUUGUAUAUCAAAGCCCGGGGCAAAUAAAAUCUCACAGAUUUUCAGCACAAUAAA